AGUUUUACAUUGGUAAUUUUGACCACCUUUCACAUAUACUUGGCUUCACUAAACAAUCUGUGAUCAAUUAUCCUUGCUUGCACCUUCCCAGCCUUGUCCUGAAAGACGGGCCACCAAGAUCACGUGUUACGUUCGGCAAACCUGCCCUGUGGGACAGUUUGGGGGUUAACUUUCCCUACCCCGGACCAUCUUCCACCGAGCAAUCGGUGGUGACAAUACCCCUCCUUGCUCACUCAUGGUGGACCGAACGACAAUGCGCGUAGCCGUUUGCCCCAUAGCCAGCUUCCAAGGCCUUUGGAUGUGUAGAUAUUUAAAGCUGCAGUAGGCCUCAAGCUUACCUAGAUGAAAAGUAACGGACAUUUACUUUUCGUCUCCAUCUCCUCUACCUCCUAGAGCCAGGUAAUCUCCUUGACGAAGCAUAUCGCAAUGGCCGCAAGUCAAGCUUACUUUCAAGACGCGACUUCGGGUACUCAUCCAUUUUCUGUAGAUGGGAAGACUGCUAUUGUGACUGGAGCUGGUUCAGGCAUCAAUUUCUCCUUUGCGGCCCUACUCCUCUCACGCAACUGCAAUGUUCUCUUUGCCGAUCUAGCCCUUCGCCCCGAAGCGCAGAAGCUUGUCGACGAGCAUGCCACGAAGACUGGUGGGAAGCCUCGCGCCGUAUUCCAGAAAACGGAUGUGACAGACUGGACGCAACUGUCGCGCAUGUUCGCAGUUGCGAAUAAGGAGUUCGGCACCGUGGAUAUCGUGUGUCCAGGUGCUGGCAUCUACGAUCCUCAUUGGAGUAACUUCUGGCACCCUCCUGGGUCUGCGAAAUCGAAGGACACGCCAGAUGGUGGACAUUAUGCAAGCAUUGAUAUCAAUGUUACGCAUCCUAUACGCACUACACAACUAGCGAUAUCAGAGUUUGUCAGCCCAAAGCAGGGCGAGAAAGUCAGUGUCACGAAUCCAAAGCGCGUCAUCAUCAUAAGCAGCAUUGCAGGGCAAGUCGCCAACCUCGCAACGCCCAUCUAUGUCGCUGGGAAGCAUGCCAUGAACGGCUUCAUCCGCUCUCUGGGCCACCUCGAUGCUGCGCUCGGCAUCCGCGUCAACGGUGUUGCGCCGGGAGUCAUCAAAACACCGCUGUGGACCGAACAUCCGGAGAAGCUCACUUUCUUAGACCAGGAGAAAGACGAGUGGGCGACGCCCGAGGAAGUCGCAGAAGCAAUGGUAAGAUGUCUCGAGGAGCCUGGGCUUGGCGGAGGCACGAUCCUCGAGGUCGGCGCGAAGCAAACGCGGAAAGUAGCGCAAUUGAAUGACCCCGGGCCCAGCGGGCCUGGACACACUGUGAGUAAGCUUAGGGACACUUAUCCAGAGGUUUAUGGGUGGUUGGGGGAGGAGGGGUGGGGGCAGCAGGGCAAAGCGUGA
Molecule: messenger RNA, 1404 nt
Organism: Lindgomyces ingoldianus
Lineage: Eukaryota; Fungi; Ascomycota; Dothideomycetes; Pleosporales; Lindgomycetaceae
Product: NAD(P)-binding protein
Exons: 2
Coding region: 427-1404 (325 amino acids)
Cellular component (GO): cytoplasm
Molecular function (GO): oxidoreductase activity, acting on the CH-OH group of donors, NAD or NADP as acceptor
Source: RefSeq, a predicted model, not a curated record